AUGGGCCAAUUGGAGAAUGUUUGUGAUGAAGAAGAUGAAAAUAUACGCGGACAGGAAAAUCUAAAUGCGACAUCUGCAAAAGAUCACUUACAAUCUUCCAACCUUGGCACUUCGGACUUGUCAAGUUUUAAGAAUACAAAGCUACCAGUCCGCGAUGAUGAAAACCUACACGAAGAUGAAAAUAUAAUGAUUGCGACUUCCAAAAAAGAACGGUUAUAUCCUUCUAACUUUGGCAUUUCGGACAUGACAAGUUCUAAUAUAACAAAAGAACCAGUCACUGAUGAUGAAAACCUACACGGAGUGGAAAAUAUAAAUGCGACUGCUGAAAAAGAACGCUUACAAUCUUCCAACUUGGGCAAUUCAGACUUGCCAAGUUCUAAAAUUACAAAAGAACCAGUCACUAAUGAUAAAAAUUUAGAAGGAGAGGGAAAUCUAAACGAGACUUCCGAAAAAGAACGCUUACAAGCUUCCAAUUUAAGAACCUCAGACUCGUCAGGUUCUAAAAAUACAAACAAAUCUGUCCCCGAUGAUGAAAACAUAAACGGAAAAAAAAGUCUAAAUGAGACUUCUGAAAGAGCACGCUUACAAUUAUCCAACAUUGGCACUUUGGACUUGUCAAGUUCUAAGAAUACUAAUGAAUCGGUCUCUGUUGAUGAAAACUUACACGGAGACAAAAAUCUAAAUGCGACUUCUGAAAAGGAACGCUCACUAUAUUCUAACCCUGACACCUCGGAACUGUCAAGUUUAGAAAAUACAAAGGAACUAGUCCCUGAUAAUGAAAACCAACACGGAGAAGAAAAUAUAAAUGCGACUUCAGAAAAAGAACGCUUACAAUCUUCCAACGUUGGCAUUUCGGACCUGCAAAUUUCUAAAGGUACAAAGGCACCAGACCCCGAUGAUGAAAACAUAUACGGAGAGGAAAAACUGAAUAAGAUUUCUGAGGAAAAUCACUUACAAUCUUCACAAAAUGUAAAGUUAUCCUCGUCAAGUCCUAAAAAUACAAAAGAACCUGUCCCCAAUAAUGAAAAGUUACACGGAGAUGAAAAUGCGGCUGAUGAAAAGGAUUGCUUACACUCUUCUAACCAUGGCACUUCGGACUGGUCAAGUUCGAAAAAUACAAAGGAACAAGUCCCCGAUAAUGAUAACCAACACGAAGAAGAAAAUCUCAAUAUGACUUCAGAAAGAGAAAGCGUACAAUCCUCUAACGUUGGCAUAUCGGAUUUGCCAAGUUCUAAAAAGACAACGGAACCAGACCCCGAUGAUGAAAAGUUACACGGAGAUGAAAAUGCGACUGAUGAAAAAGAUUGCCUACAAUCUUCUGACCUUGGCACUUCGCAUUGCUUAAGUUCUGCAAAUACAAAGGAAUUAGUCCUCGAUAAAGCGUCUGAUUGUUCUGAAACAUUUUUCAAAAUGGACCAGGAGGAGAAUAUAUCUGGUGAAGAAGAUGCAUAUGGUUAUUCUAAAUAUUUUCUUAAAAUGAUCCAGAAAGAGAAUGUAUCUGAAGAAGAAGACUCAUCUGAUUUUUUAAAAUAUAUACUUAAAAGGGGCCAGGAGGAGAAUAUUUCUGAUGAAGAAGACCAGUCUGAUUUUUCUAAAUUUUUACUCGAAAUGGGCCAGGAGAAGAAUGUAUCUGAUGAAGAAGGACCGGAAAAGACAAAGAGAUUUGCUGCAUACUAUUUAUUUUGUCCAAACUCGUGCUAUCUGACAGAGUAG
Messenger RNA from Ruditapes philippinarum (Manila clam), 1713 nucleotides. RefSeq names its product variant-silencing SET domain-containing protein-like. Bases 1 to 1713 code for a protein of 570 amino acids. The record is from RefSeq and is a predicted model, not a curated record. The transcript is spliced from 17 exons. Lineage: Eukaryota; Metazoa; Mollusca; Bivalvia; Venerida; Veneridae.